Molecule: messenger RNA, 288 nt
Organism: Anoplophora glabripennis (Asian longhorned beetle)
Lineage: Eukaryota; Metazoa; Arthropoda; Insecta; Coleoptera; Cerambycidae
Product: dorsal root ganglia homeobox protein-like
Exons: 3
Biological process (GO): regulation of transcription by RNA polymerase II
Molecular function (GO): DNA-binding transcription factor activity, RNA polymerase II-specific; RNA polymerase II transcription regulatory region sequence-specific DNA binding
Source: RefSeq, a predicted model, not a curated record
AUGUUCUGCUACCACUGCCCGCCCGCACUACAUCCAGGAGCUCCACAACCGCGGCUGCCCACUUUGGAAUAUCCUUUUACCCCAACACAUCCAUACACAAGUUACUCUUACCAUCCUGCAAUCCACGACGACACUUUCGUUAGAAGGAAACAAAGGCGGAAUAGGACGACAUUCACCUUGCAACAGCUAGAGGAGUUGGAAAGUGCUUUUGCGCAAACACACUAUCCAGAUGUUUUUACUAGAGAAGAUUUAGCGAUGAAGAUUAACUUGACGGAAGCUAGGGUUCAG